This is a messenger RNA of Salvelinus sp. IW2-2015, 4150 nucleotides long. Its product is annotated as zinc finger protein ZIC 4. Gene Ontology annotation, biological process: regulation of transcription by RNA polymerase II. Lineage: Eukaryota; Metazoa; Chordata; Actinopteri; Salmoniformes; Salmonidae. Gene Ontology annotation, molecular function: DNA-binding transcription factor activity, RNA polymerase II-specific; RNA polymerase II cis-regulatory region sequence-specific DNA binding. Gene Ontology annotation, cellular component: nucleus. The record is from RefSeq and is a predicted model, not a curated record.
UUUUGGUUCACUGGCGCAAUGAGCCUCGUGCAUGGAUGGACAUAACCCAAUCUGGGUCUCUGAAAUAAAUACCUAUUGAGGCGAUGGUCACAAAAGUAGUCAAAUAUUUGCGUGACACGCUGUCAAAAGAAAUGAAGGCUUUACUGCCUCUGACAUACCCAUCGCUCUCUGAGACAACAACCCGAUGAUUGACUGCUAUGGACACUUUAUAAUCCGACUAAUAGCUAAACAGAUAUACAUGGGAUAUUUGACAUGAAUCUAAUGGUAACGGUUUGACCCCCUUUUGGGUCAAUUCACAGAACAAUUCCUAUUUGUCUCCGACUGAUUUGAUUAAGAUAAAGGGGAGACAUGCAAUUCAGAUUAAAAUAAUAGUAUUUAAGUAACUGUGGAUUUAUAUGCAUUAAUUUGUGCAUGCAUGGAUUUACAAAAUGUUGAAGUUGGAGGAAAAAAGGAAUACGCAACGCUUUAGUGGGGAGGACCCAUGACAAACAUUUGAUAACGGUGCCUAAUAUAAAUAGACAACAUAGAAGCAGCAAAAUAGCGUCGGUGGAAAUGUUAAUGAUAUCACAUCGCAGCUCAGUUCCUUUAAUUAUGUAUUUUAAUGUUUAGGUCUAAUGUAGGCUUAAUGACAUGCACAAAACACGACAGCGUAGCAAAGAGCACAGACGAGCGGACGACCAGUGCACGUUGUUAGUUUUUAAAUAUAUAUGUUUAGCUUUUUUUCCCUAUUGCGCUCAUAGAUAAUCACCAACUUUUACGCAAAAUCAACUAUUAUGCAUAAGUUAACACACUUUUACGCAUAUGUUGACAUGCUUAAUACCCAAUGCUUACUGCCAAUCAUUUCCCCUUUAAAGUAAAUAAUAUGUUGCAUACAUUUUUAGUAUGUUUUCAGACAUACAUUCUUCAACACAUACGUUAUAGUUUUUUUUUUGAGGCCGAGGAAACUUAACAGCCUUCCUCCUAAAAAUGGGAUGUAACAUCAUGGACCUUCACGCAUUGGUUAAAAAAAAUGUCUUACGAGUGGAGAGGAAAAACGUGAUUAACCAUUAACUCCCAUCUUCUAACAUAAUUAUUAAAAACAUUCUAAAUACGUUUUACGAUUUAAGGUAUAGACUAACAGUAGUGUGGUCACUGGGUUGUUGAGUUGAUAGCAGUGAAUAAUCAAUGAGAUUAACUUUUAUGUUUUCGACAGCCGUUUCCUUCACCAGUGGACGGCCCUCUCCCUCUCAGAGUAUCAUUGCCAAGUAUAACUCAUAUUUUAGCAAGUCUUAUUUUGGGCUUAAAUCUCUACGACUCUUGCCUUGUUCUGCGCUGUUCAUCAGGCGCCACCUCCCGUUCCCCUGAUCUGCUCCUGUUCAGGGUCUCAAUCCGACAUGGCUCGUGGGCGAAAUUAGCCCGUAUCAUAACAACAGGUCGGUUCCAUUACUUUUCCCCGGGACAAUGGACGGCGUCGCCCCUAUUCACUAAUACACAGAAACCGAUCCUGCGACGAAGAGGAGGACGCGCAGCUAGCAAGGAGGGUUGUUGCGGUGCAGAGGACGUAUAAAAUAUGUUUCUUUAUCUUACCGUAUCUUUUUUGGCCUUUGAGUGAUGCGUAAAAACUCCCCGAAGCGGAUAAUUGCUUUAGAGAAAGGGACUAGUCUAUGUUUGAAAAUAUUUUCGGUACUUCGAUGCCCACAUUUUCUAACGGAAACCUAAAGGCUACAUUUUAUAAAUUUCAAUGACAUUGUAUUUUCGUAAAUUGUGAAGUUGUAUUUGUCUAUUGAUUAUUAUCUGUAGCCUACAACUUUUUUAGAGGGGCUACUUUGCCUUUGGGCCUACUUUGCCUGUCUAUUUUAGGUGUUGUUUGCUUAUAACAAAACUUGGGUACAUUGCGCUUCCAUAACUCUUAGUCAGUCAGUAGAAGACAUGACAGCUAUACCUUGGGUGUAGGCCUAACGGUUUAACUUUUGAAGUUUAAAGUACAAUAACCUUUGCAAUACAAAUACAUCUUUCUCUUCCAAGUGUUGCCUGAGGCUCGGCGCAGGCGCUCUGGCUGCUUGCUGUCACUAAAACAAUUUUCUUCACAUUGGAAACUGUCACAAGUGACGUCAAUCACGGGGCUCUGACCAAUUAGAAGGCGGGGUGAUUGUUUAGCGCCACGGGCUGCAGCGCCUACCAUGAAUCUCUAUUCUUCACUAUCAAAGCGUCCUGCUGCUGCCGGCCAACCGAAUGCGAUUCCAUGCAGCCACUUUAGAACUUAGAACAGUUUUUUUCCCCUUCUAUAUUUUAGUUUUUUUUAUAUAUUUUAGUUUUUUUUCUUCUAUAUUUUUGUUUUUUUCUGUAUUUUUCACUGCGAUUAAAAUAUAUUUGUCAUCAUCAUUAUUAUUUUGCCUGCUGUCAAGUUAUUCUAGAAUUAGAAGUAAUGAGCAUGGAUGUUUUGGGAAACCAUGUGAUGUACCCUACGAUUUCCAAACGGAACACGGCGCUGAGAUUAGUUGACUUGGCAGGGGCGUACCACCAUCACCAUCAUCACCACCAUACCCCUCAGAGCGUGACAGGCUUCCCGGGGUUCAGCAGCCAUCCACACUCAAUGGCUCACUCGCACCCUGGGGAGAUUACUGCGGAACCCCGCCUGGGGCCGAGUCCAUUCGGGCCAGAACACAUGGGGCACUCCGCGGCCCUCAAAAUCAGCCCAGCCCAUCAUUACCCACACCACCAUCACCACCACAAUCAUCAUAUGGCAGGCCACAGUGAAGUGGUCUCCAGUCAAACGGGAGCUUUUGGCCCGGUGCAGGCGGCGACCGUCCCUUAUUCCAUGUCCCACACGGCCCAGACGUUAUCCGCAGCUGCAGGUACGGAUUUCCUCAUUCGGAGAGAUCUGACAGCUCAAGCCAUGCCGGUACUGACCAACCAGAGCCCCGGUUCAACCUCUCAUCACGGAAUGUUUGUCUCAACAACAGGUAGCUAUCCGGGACACUACGGCCAUCACCCUGAUGCUGGUAGCCAUGCCCUCUUCUCCGGACUCCACCAUGAGCAGUCAUCUAGCGGAGCACCAGGUGGCCAAGCCAUGAAUGGACAAAUAAGGUUAGGAAUACCUAGCGAAAUGUACGUUAGGUCUGAUCACUUGAGUCAAGUGGCGAGCUCCAGGGCUGAUCCUUUCUCCGCCUCGACAUUACAUGGCUACGGCGGUCUGAACCACCUGAACAUGAACCUCGGAGCACAGCAUCACGGAUCCGGUGCAUUCUUCCGCUACAUGAGGCAGCCGAUAAAGCAAGAACUCAUCUGCAAGUGGCACGAAGCGGAACACUCGACGAAAAAACUCUGCUCCGAAACUUACGGCACGAUGCACGAGCUGGUAACGCAUGUGACGGUUGAUCACGUCGGUGGCCCGGAGAUGGCUAACCAUAUCUGCUUCUGGGAAGAAUGUCCCAGAGAAGGAAAACCAUUUAAAGCCAAGUACAAACUUGUAAAUCAUAUCAGAGUACACACCGGAGAGAAACCGUUUCCAUGUCCCUACCCCGGCUGUGGAAAAGUGUUUGCCCGAUCUGAGAACCUGAAGAUCCACAAGAGGACUCACACAGGUGAGAAGCCCUUCAAAUGUGAGUUUGACGGCUGUGACCGACGUUUCGCCAACAGCAGUGACCGGAAGAAGCACUCCCACGUGCACACCAGCGAUAAGCCGUACAACUGCAAAGUGAGAGGCUGUGACAAAUCCUACACACACCCCAGCUCUCUCAGAAAACACAUGAAAGUGCACUGCAAGUCUCCACCACCAAGUUCUGGCUACGAGUCUUCAACUCCGUCAUUAGUGUCCCCAUCAUCGGACUUAGGCCGAGAGCCAGGGGCCUCGUCGCUCUCAGAACCAGCACCCUCGUCUCAACCCGCCAAUUUAAGUGAGUGGUACGUCUGUCAUAGUUCUGGUGCGAGCGGUACUCAGACACCUCCCAGCGGCUCCCCCAGCCCUGAUCCCGGGGAUGAGACGCCCUACAGACACCCAGAGCCAAGGGACGCGUUCUAAACAAAACUCGCCCAGAAAAUUAUUAUAAGAUAUUAAAGAUAUUUUCUAAUAUACCCGCGAACUUACAAAAUUAACACAUAGAAAAGGUCUGUUUUCUAAGGCCCAAAUCAUUCAAUGUACUGUCUGGCAUAUCGGACAAAUAAGACACUG